Molecule: messenger RNA, 1536 nt
Organism: Phytophthora infestans T30-4
Lineage: Eukaryota; Oomycota; Peronosporomycetes; Peronosporales; Peronosporaceae
Exons: 4
Coding region: 1-1536 (511 amino acids)
Source: RefSeq, a predicted model, not a curated record
AUGGAGACUCAUUGGGAGAAGAAGGAUGACCACACGAGAGUAUUCUAUCUAAAUUUUGUGACGAGUGCUGGUAUCUCGAUAACGCCGACUGAAAAUAAAGCCACUGCUACUGCACCCGAUGGCUUCCAACUUGCGGGAUUCUAUGGACGCGCAGAAGCUGAACGAUCCGUAACUGGGUGGGCGUUCAACAGUACCAACAUUUGUCCAUUGGGUUACGGCAAGGAUGGAGACGACUGUAUCGCGCAAUGUCCAUUAUCGUACCCUGUUUCCUGCUCUCUGGAGUGUAUUCCUCAAAAUGACGACUGUGCUCUUGAGACACUUUCCAAGAUCGGUUCUGUCGUUGCAGUGGCUCUUAAUGCUUCCACUGUUGGUGUCUUUGGAGAAGUUCUGGCUGCGUACAAGACGGCCAAGUGGGCUAUUACGUGUGUGGCAAAUAUCAUCACUGUGAUUCGAGGACUCAUAUAUUACCUCCGGUAUCGACAAACUGCAGCUCCUCAAGGAGAUACAGCAGAGCUUCUGGCUGUGGCCUACCAGACUGACGUGGUAGUUUACGAUCUCCCUAUCGCUGUGUGUACUUGUCAGGGAAUUCCCGUCCCUGCUAACGCGAAAUACGCGUCUACAGUGCUCAAGGUCGUGAAAGGUAUUGUGAAACAAGCCAUUACUAACGGUGACGAGAUUAUAUCGACAGGAGAAAAUGUUCUUAGCUUGCUUACGGGCACUGGUGCACUGAAUACGACCGAUUCUACUGUCGAUGAGCUUCAAAAUCUCAUUGAUACAAACUCCAGUUGCGGCUACGAACUCAAACAUCUAACGGAUAUAGUCGUUCGCGUGAUUAACGAAGUACGCAGUAACACACCAGGUGCUGUGGAUGAUGUCCGAGUGAGCGUAUACAACUCUGCGAUUGUUCUGAAUGAUAUUCCAGCCGUCACGAAUUACCGUAUGGGCGAACUUCUAUACAACAAGACGGUAACAGCAGCAUUUGAGACGCGCGAUUUGCUUCGAAAAACCUUUGGCGUUAUCAUCGACCAGCUUAUUGAAACGGGUACUACUGAUAUGGGAGAAUCGGUUGCAGAAGGCGAGUAUAUGCUGAAGGUCUCGAACAUGGGGCUUGUUGCGCUAUCUGCGAUCGAUCCUACGGGUAUAGCGUACAUGGCUUCGCAGUUCGUGCAACCGAUUUGUGGUCCCACGGCGUAUCUUGGCGAGAUUGAUGACGGAAGGCUUGAUGACGCUCUUGGUCUUACGACGGUGGACGAAGCCUUGGUAGGAAGCUACGGAACGUGGACGAAGAGAGGAGAUGGCGUUGUCCACCUCAUUUUUUUGAAGAGUGUGGACACUGAAGAUGUGACAAUUGUGAUUCAUUCAGGAGGAGAUAAAUACGCAGAAGUUGGUCUGCAAGAUAAAACCAUGUACAUCGACCGCUGGCGUCCUGGUCUUUUGGGUUUGCCUGGAUCAGGGGGUGGCUCAUUGGUGCUUUGGAUCCCACGGUCGUCUGAGGGAGGUCACAUCGAAAUGCAUGUGCGGAUCAACGUAAGCUAA